AAGCCUCAGUGUGGUUGUAGAGAGUGGUGGGGAUGGACGGUUUGUGAACGUACGGGGAGCACUCGUGGCUAACUCGUUUUUGAAGACGUAUUAGAUAAAUUUUAAUAUAUUUUUAAUGAAUAUGGACACUAAAGAUUAUGACCAUGUGCGAAAUCUCACGUUACUAUUUUUCCUUGACCGGCUUAUGGACAAGGGUCAACCGAGGACGUUGCAUGACCUCAGCUGUCAAUUCGGAACUAAAGGGUUCACCAAAGAGAUGCGCCAGAUCGCUGGCGGAUCCCAGUCGGGACUGAGAAAGUUCCUUCAGCAAUAUCCGUCCUUGUUUACCCUCGAGGAUGAUUAUGUGUCCGUCACGAACUACAAUAAUGGCAUCUCGAACCCGCAUGAUCCGACGGGCAAACUCUUGGGGAAGCGCGACUACGCUCAGGAGGCUGUCGACUAUUUCGUCGGGAAACUCCGUCAGUAUGGUGCUGGUACAGAGGUCCCUAUCAAGUCUCUCUUGGGACACCGAUCCCAGGCAUCGCCCGAAGUGCGACAUGUCUCUGGGCAGCAUGUUAAGGAGUUUAGGGACUUCCUCAUAAAGUAUCCGGAUGUGUUUGUUGUAAAGGAAGAGACGGUUAUUCUGAAGGAAUACGAAGGUGUCGCCCCCCAGCCCUUUAAGGAACUCGAAAAACCAUAUGUUGAUCCGGCAUUGACACAGCAGGUGCUGCAGUAUUCUUCGGCGGCGCUGGUACGCGGACCCCUCAUCGUGGAGACGUUGUUCAACGGCAUGGCCAACGCUUUCCCGAAGGAGACGCUGUCGCAGAUCUGCCGGUCCAGCAAUGACCUGGCCACCUUCCUGAAGAUGCACUCGAACACGUUUUCCCUUCAGGCCAACAUGGUGCGCUUGGUGCACGCCCCCACGGCCAUUUCCAUCACGCCGCACCAGCCCGUUGAACAACCCAAGCAGCAGUACAUUUAUCAGCAGCAACAACCUGUGCAGCAGCAGCAGCAACAACCUCCGCCGUUGUUGCAACAGCAACAACAGCCUGUACAGCAGCAGCCGCUGCAACAACAGCCGCAGCCGCAACAGCAGAUCCAGCAACAGCAACAGAAUUAUUCCACCCCAGCGCCGACGGCGACGGCGCCCACAUCGGCGAGGGGCGCGCCGUCCCCCGACCGUGAGGAAGAGAACACAAGAGUGUCGCCGACCUCCCCCGGUUCCCCUGCCCGACCCCCUCACCACCACCUGCAGCAGCAACAACAGACGCUGAAGGCGCGAGUGAACUCCCUCCUUCGGAAGACUCUAGCGGACAAUAGCGAACGAGACCGAAUGACCUACAGCUGCAAUAGCGAAGGCGGCGUCGAAGGGGUGACCGGACGCCUCCUGAGGAACACGCGGGUGGUGGUGUCAGUCCGUGAAGCCAGGCAGCUGGUGAGCGCCAUUCUAGCGGCGAGGAACCCCGUCAGUUUUGACGGGGAGGGCGUUAACCUGGGCCCCACAGGGCCCAUGACCCUCCUACAGAUAGGCCUCGUCUCGGGGCAAAUAUACAUCUUCGACAUCCUCGUCGAACGAAACCUCAUGUACGAAGGUGGACUGAGAGAGCUCCUCGAGUCGACAGAUAUCGUUAAGGUGAGUUGUCAACUUCAUUGGACCAAAGCUGUUUGCAUCGGUAAGGCUUCGUUAGCUAACGAAAGUCCGAGUCAUUUUAAUCAAGACCUCUGCUUGCCUGGAUUAUAUUUGUGUUGCUCACGAUUGCCGAGGAGACUGGGCUGGGGCCCUCUUCCACCAGUUUGGCGUUACACUCAAAAUGUCUUUGAUACUCAGGCAGCGCAUACAGUAUUGCAGCAGCAGGAGACGGGGAAGCCUGUCUACAAGGUGAAGAACAUCUCCCUCAACACCCUCUGUCGCUCCUACGGUGCCCCCGUCAAUCCCAGAAAAGACCAGAUGAAGAACGUUUACCGACGAGAUCAAAGAUUUUGGGCGCGGCGUCCUUUGACGGAAGACAUGAUUGUGUAUGCAGCAUAUGAUGUGAUUGCCUUGGUUCCCACGGUACACGACGCAAUGAAAAGACAAUUAGAUCCCGGAUUGAUGCCACUAUUUGAAGAACUUUGCCGCGAACAAGUCGAGUCGAUGAUCCAGCCAGACGAAGUAAAACAGAAGAAGAAGCAGCGUAAAAUUGAAACCGAAGUUGCAGAGUUAAAAACAAAAUUAGCAACAACACAAGCGAGAGCUAUUGUUUUAUCCAAUAGGGAAAUCAGAUUACUCAGAUAUCUGGAAUUAAGUGAUGAAGAAAGAGAAAAGCUCGAGGGAUCUUACAAAGUUGCUAAGAAACUAGAACGCCUUCAGAACAAAAAAGACAGAGACGAAUCUCCGGAUAAAAAUGGUGAUGAUGAUGAUGACAAUAGUGAUGAAAAUGAUGAAGAUGAUCGUGAUGGUGUGGAAGAGGGUGAAUACCCAAGUCUGAGCAGUGUGGGAUCAGGAGGGUCAGGAGGCUCUGGGGGUGGCUUGCUCUCACCUCGUUGUGAUGGAGAAGGGGAAGCAGAUGGCUUUGGUGGCUCACCAUCCCUUGCUACUAGCAUGAGCAUGGUGGAUCAGGUACUUAGCAAUGGUGCCAUGGACCGAUUAGAGAAGAUUGAUAGACUAGAAGCAAUAUUAGCAGCAGCUACACAAGUUUCUGAUCCAUCAUCUCCUGUAGGUACAAAUAGCAGCUCAACUGCUCCAUGUUGCUGUCCUUGUCAUGGAUAUUCUCAGGGAGUUUCUGUCUCUCCCCAGACUUCCCCCCCACACUCCUUUCAUAGUAAUGUGCCCCCUGUGUCUACACUAUCCAAUAAAGCUGAUGCUCAGUGCCAGACUCUCAGUACAGGCGAUAUUGUGAUCACCAAAGUGUUCUUCCCAGAUAGUCCUGACAAUGUUAAAGAUAAAAAAUAACAAUAUUGUACAGUGUGUAUAUAGUUUUGUAUAUUUUUAAUUCUUCUUGAGAGUGUGGUUAUGACCACAGUGUGAUAGUUAGAUGGUACCGAUUGGCGGCACCUGUGAUAGCAAGCCCAUGAUGGGUUCAAGCAGCUAGCUAUAGGGUAAUUCACCUACUUUAGGUAUUUUAUCAAAAGACUGACGUCCCUUUAUUUUAUUUGGGGAGAAUGCUGUGUCUUAUGUAAAAUACCUUCUAAUGGUAAAGUAUCCUCAACUACCACCAGACAUCCUGGUGCAGAAACUAACUAAAGCUUUAAUACUACUCCCCAACACAAGUGACACUACCAAAGUAUUUUAUCAUUUUUCCAGGUACUUAUUUUGCCAGAUAAUUAUCAUUAUUAUUAUUGUAAUUCUUUUUAAUCUAUUGUUAUUAGGCACUUAUAAUAAAUUCAGCUUACUUCAAUGCUGAAGUACUGCUAGAGUUGGGAUGCUUUUUUAGGGUUGGGAGCAUAUCAUUAUCAGAUGCCUUCUCUUAGGUAUAUUAGUUUUAUUUUCAGUAACAGAAGAACUCAAUAAUAUUUCUAGAGAAAUAUUUCAUUGAGCAUAGCAGGUGAGGCCAGGUAAGACCCAGACUUACCUGAAAAUCCCACAGGAAGCCUUCACCCCUGCUCGCUAUAAAAUGAAAAAAAAAAAGAUACAUGUCUUUGAAGCUCUAGAUUUGUGUUUACAUCAGUUUUGUUUUUAUCCUGAACCAUGCACCGUAUUUUACAUUCCAACCAUUUUAGUAGCAUAAUGUAAAGAAAGAAGACCAAUACAAAUGCUAAACUAAGGUCAUAAACUACUGUCUCUGGGAAAAUGUGUAUGAUUCUUAUGAACUCUGUAGAACAAAGGUUUUGACUCAAAUGAACAUUGGUGUGUUAUUAAUAAAAUAUUUUUAACCAAGUU
Macrobrachium nipponense is the source of this 3838-nucleotide messenger RNA. RefSeq lists its product as uncharacterized. Gene Ontology annotation, molecular function: 3'-5' exonuclease activity; nucleic acid binding. Bases 116 to 2911 code for a protein of 931 amino acids. The record is from RefSeq and is a predicted model, not a curated record. Gene Ontology annotation, biological process: nucleobase-containing compound metabolic process. Lineage: Eukaryota; Metazoa; Arthropoda; Malacostraca; Decapoda; Palaemonidae. The transcript has 9 exons.